AUGCUGAACGUAAAGGACUUUGCAUACAACGCCGACGACGAUAGGUAUCGAGGUGUACAUGGCUCUACACUCAACUGCAUAAAAUGUAUGCUCUACGACUUUGAGCCGGAGAACGAUUCGGAGCUGGGCGUCAAGCACGGCGAACUUGUUUUCAUCGUCUCAGAGUUCACCGAAGGUUGGGUGGUUGCACGCAGGUUCAAAUAUUUCAGCAAAGAGAGCUACGAGUUGGAGAGCGUUGAAGGCAUAAUACCCUUCACUUAUAUUGAUUGGGAAUGGAGCAUUUAA
Molecule: messenger RNA, 285 nt
Organism: Wallemia ichthyophaga EXF-994
Lineage: Eukaryota; Fungi; Basidiomycota; Wallemiomycetes; Wallemiales; Wallemiaceae
Exons: 2
Coding region: 1-285 (94 amino acids)
Molecular function (GO): protein binding
Source: RefSeq, a predicted model, not a curated record